AUGCCUCGUCGCGAGUUGACUCAGAGGACGCCCUCUUACGCGAACAAUAGUGCUUGUGACCUUAUGCUCUUCUCUGCUUUGCUGGUCAGCCUUGCUUUCUCCUGCAUCGCAUCGGCUGAACCUCUUCCAACUCCCGACUUCUUAGACCUCGCGGCGAUUGACGCUCUUGGUCCACCUCCGCCAACACCCACACUCGAUCUAGCAGUCACCUCAGAGAUCGUUGCCUUCAACACUGCCUCUGCAGCAUCUGCCGCCGCCGCAGAUAUCACCAACGCUGCUGACUCGGACAACACCGUUAUUGUCGCCAAAUAG
Messenger RNA from Aureobasidium namibiae CBS 147.97, 312 nucleotides. RefSeq lists its product as uncharacterized. NCBI's taxonomy places the organism in Eukaryota, Fungi, Ascomycota, Dothideomycetes, Dothideales, Saccotheciaceae. The record is from RefSeq and is a predicted model, not a curated record. Bases 1 to 312 code for a protein of 103 amino acids. The transcript has 2 exons.